Molecule: messenger RNA, 2715 nt
Organism: Suillus discolor
Lineage: Eukaryota; Fungi; Basidiomycota; Agaricomycetes; Boletales; Suillaceae
Product: WD40-repeat-containing domain protein
Exons: 3
Coding region: 1-2715 (904 amino acids)
Molecular function (GO): protein binding
Source: RefSeq, a predicted model, not a curated record
AUGCCGGUGUUCGAAGUGGUGUUUUUCAAAGACAGUCGACAAGUUGUCAGUGCUUCGGGCCAAAUUCCGCGCAUUUGGGACGUAGAGAAAGGGACAUUGGUAGGAACGCCAUUUGAGGGUUGGUUGCGGAUGGGUCCCUACAGGUCUCUCGUCGCUGUAUCACCAGAUGACAGGCGAGUUGCGAGCAGUUCAGGUGAUUAUAUCAUGAUCUGGGACAUCGAUGAGCAGAAAGUACACGAUCCAUUGGAUAACCAUGAAGAUACAGUGACAUCACUGUGCUUCUCCCCGGAUGGCAAGAGACUCGCAAGCGGGUCAUUGGAUGGAACAGUUGUUAUAUGGGAUGUGGAGACUCGUGCUGUUCUCUCAACACUCGUCAAGGGUAAUCUGUCUUCGGUGUUUUGUGUCGCCUUCAGCCCAGAUGGGUCCAAAUUAGCAUCUGCAACAAAGUUCAUUAUCCGGGUUUGGAGCCCCGAUAACGCCGAGCUUCUGUUCGACAUCAACGCUCACAGUGAUUGGAUUGGAAAUAUUGUGUGGUCGCCUGAUAGUCAGCAACUUGUCUCCGCAUCAUAUGACAAAACAAUCAAAUUUUGGGACUUGGCGAAUGGGUUCCAGAUCGGUCAAGCUUGCACUGGUCACAACGACAAAAUAUACUCCCUGGCCAUCUCUUCUGAUGGCUCCUUCAUUGCUACUGCCUCGGAAGAUAAGACUGUGCGCUUGUGGGGCACAAAGUCACACCAGCAGAUAGGACAGGCGCUCGAACACACCAGAUGGGUUUGGUGCGUUGCAAUUUCUCCCAGUGGAGAACUGCUCGCGAGUGGAGAUAAUGAUGGGAAUCUUCAACUCUGGUCCAUCGAGAACACACUUUCCACAGCAUUCGGGAUGGAUCCAUCAUACGACUUCUACUUCGUACACCGCAGUAAAGUAAAGUUGGACAAAAACCUCUAUGCUGAGGCCCUUUCUGACGCGGAAAAGGUCAUUGAGCUCAACCCUUCGUCUCAUCUCGGAUACGAAUUAAAGCAUGCAGCGCUUCUUGGAGCACAGCGCUAUGAUGACGCAUUCAAGGCCUUCACAAUCAUGCUCUCCAAGUUGGAUGAUACACUCGACCCACGGAUACGACAGCUACGCCAGCAAUAUGUCAGUCCAUCUGAAGUAGAAAAUGCUAUCCGACAAGCUAUUCACGCCCAACUGGAAAACGCCCCGCUUCGUCUAAUCAAUACCUCUACCGGACAUUUGUGCAAUCGAGACGUGCAGAUCAACGCAUUCAUUGAAAGCACAGAAUACAAGGAGCUUUUGCAUUCAUCGGUCAUGCAUGGACCCCUCCAGACGGAGCCCAUCAAAGAAGCGGUCGCAAAGUACUUCAGCUGGGUCAUGUUGUCUCAUAGGUGGGAAAGGACGGAGCCGCUGCUGCACGACAUUCAGGGCAGGGAUAUAUAUGACUUGAAUCCCGUCGGAACAGUUGUGAAGUUGCAGAAGUUCUGCAAAGUGGCUCGCGAUGCGGGGCACCGUUGGACGUGGAGCGACACGUGCUGCAUCGACCAGAACAACAAUGUUGAGGUCCAGCAAUCAGUCAACUCCAUGUUCGUAUGGUAUCACCACUCAGCGCUCACCAUCGUCUACCUAUCGGAUGUCCCUCCUUCAUCAGAGCCUGGCGCGCUCGCAAGCAGCACUUGGAACACGCGAGGAUGGACUGUCCAGGAGUUCCUCGCCCCUAAAAUUGUCCUCUUCUACCAAGCAGAUUGGAGCCCAUAUCUCGACGACUACUCACGCAACCACAAGGAGUCUGUCAGCAUCAUGCAGGAGUUGGAAGAUGCAACAGGCAUAAAUGCGUCGGCACUUGUUGACUUUCAUCCGGGUACAAGAGAUGCCCGAGAGAGACUCCGAUGGGCGUCAACGCGUGUAACUACUUUGCAGGAAGACAUCGCGUAUUCGCUGUUUGGGAUCUUCGGCAUUCACCUCCCUGUAAUUUAUGGAGAAAAAAGACAGAACGCGCUCGGACGACUUCUACAGGAGAUCAUAGCCCAUUCGGGAGACAUCACGGCCUUGGACUGGGCGGGACAAUCGUCGAACUUCAACAGUUGCCUGCCAGCCGACAUUUCCUCAUACAAGGCUCUGUCAUGUACACUGCCAUCUCUAUCCGAGGACGAGAUGCAGAAUUCGGUCUCCACAUUACGAAAUAAUAUUUUGGCUGUUGACUCGGCUUCGAGACUGUAUACCACUCUUGAGAACCUCAGCGUUCCUCGUUUCGCAAACGCGAGAUUGCAAUUGCCUUGCAUCGUAUUUCCUCUCACAGAAGUCAAGCGGAGGCCUGGUCAGGCCGGGGAUACAGGUUUCAUUUAUGAUGUCAAGGCAGACGGACUACAAGACCUGCUGGUCACAACAAAAGAUAGACUUGUUCAAUUCUCCCCUACAAGGCGUACUCGGCAGACAUUUCUGCUCAUCCGCCCAUGGAAUCGUUAUGACCUCGGGUUGGUCGACUUUACAGACGAAUCGCAGAGUGUGGAUGAUUGGCUUGAUGAACCUGAAGAUGAUGAGCUGGUCACGAGAAGUUUGAGGUUGCUAGUUCGUCUUGCUCGUCCUUUUGGCGCACUUUUACUGGCGCAGCAGUGGGGUGGGGAGUACAAGAGAAUCGCUUCGGAUAACAACAUCAUCGCACAGGCUAGGGACAUGGCUUCUGUCAAUGACAUGAUGGACGUCAGAAUGCUGGAGAUAUUAUAG